Messenger RNA from Microdochium trichocladiopsis, 2840 nucleotides. RefSeq lists its product as uncharacterized. Lineage: Eukaryota; Fungi; Ascomycota; Sordariomycetes; Xylariales; Microdochiaceae. The coding region runs from base 325 to 2472 and encodes 715 amino acids. Gene Ontology annotation, molecular function: protein binding. The record is from RefSeq and is a predicted model, not a curated record. The transcript is spliced from 2 exons.
GUUUUUCCCAAGCCCUUUAUUGCCGCUCGCCGCCGGUCCCUGCACAUUCUCUCACCCCACGGCCUUUGCUUGUGUACUUCCGACAAGUCCAGCACCUGCUCCUCGUUCUGUCGCCUCUCAGUCCCGCCCAUUGGGGUACAGCAUAUCACCGUCUGCUGGCUGCCAAACACCGCUGUGGCCCGCCGUUUCGCAGCAUCUCCCGCACAAAGAGGUUCGCAGGGGCCUUUUCAACAGGUCCCACCGAGCUCGCUCAGGGUCAAGCAAGCACCUGGUGUGGACAACGGAACGGCAACGCAGGACCAUCAGUCGUCCUGACACCUAGCCAUGGCUUCAGUCACGGCCAAUUCGCCGCCCGCGACUGCAGCUUCUCCAUCGUCUCCCGUCCGCUCUUUGCACAGGAAGCCCGUCAGCCCUCCCCGCGCGAUCCCCAACAACAUGCCAGGCAACAUCCGCAUGGCCCCAGUCUCGCCAGUCCGACUCAACUUCCAGCCAGACAGCCGGGCGCUAGGAUCCGAUCCCAGUUUCCAACAACAACGAGUUUCCAUGUAUCUAGACGAUCAUAUUCACGAUGCCAGCGACGCCCCGGUCACGAGUCAGCAACCACAAGCGAGGGCGCCAUCACAUGCGCACUCGUCUACUCUCCCGAAGCAGCGACAGGCCCCACGUGUUGAGCUCGAAAAGACCCUGCCUCCGGGCUCCGAACAUUCAGAUAUCCCCGGCCAGAUUGGGAAAUCCACGGCGAGCACGGUGAAUGGUCAGGGUGCUGGUGAGCAAGAUAGGCUCAGCAGAGAGUCUGACACAACCUCGACAUCCCAAGUAGAAACUUCUCAAGCUUCUUCGGUGGAGACGAGCCACAGCUCCGUCUCGGCAGGUCCUCAGGAGAAGAGUGGCAGCCAGACAGGCUCAUUAAAAGAUCCGAUACUGGAGGAGGUAUCAGUGCCUCAGCUCCAGUAUCACCACCAAGCAUUUAUGCCGCGGGUGGCCAGUGUGCCGUUGGAAAUGCAUUCGCGCAACUCGUCCAACACGGAUCUCGGAGACCCAGGCAUCAACCGCCACCUGACGCCCAAUUCCAAUAUCCGCAGAAGCUCCAUGCCACGACCGCAAUCAUCUUAUUCUCUGCUCUCUGAUGGAGGUCCUCGCGGCAAGUCACCUCUAGCAGCUCGUCGAUCGCCAGACGUAAGGCCACAGUCGUAUGCAGAACUUCUCAACGUGCCGUAUCCACAGCCAGCUCCGGCACCGAUCACAUUCGACAACUCACAAUUGCGCAACAAUGUCGGCACGAAUGCUUCUUUACUUAGCGCACAAAAGACACUCGAGAUGUACAGACAAAACGUCAAGAAGACAAACGACUUCUCCAUCCAGUACUCCUUCGCAGUGUUCUUGAUUUCGACCGCGCAAGAGCAGGGGCUGAGCCGGUCAGAACCUGCGAGACGCAAGGGGUCGGCCAAGCCUGACACUCCAGAAAUCGCCGAAUCAUCGCCGACCGAGCUUGUGCGAGAGGCAAAGGCCAUUCUCACCAAGCUUGCGAGCGCUGGAUAUCCUUUCGCCCAGUACUACCUGGCUGAUGGCUACGCGUCCGGCAUAUUCAAUAAGGGUAAGGAGGAUCCGAACUCCGCAUUCCCGCUGUUUGUGCUCGCGGCCAAGCACGGCCACGCGGAGUCAGCCUACCGUGCGGGCUUGUGCUAUGAAUUUGGAUGGGGCUGCCGUUCAGAUCCCACCAAGGCGAUUCAGUUCUUGAGGACAGCUGCCUCCAAGAACCACCCAGGUGCCAUGACACGUCUCGGUAAGGCCUGCUUGUCUGGAGAUUUGGGAGAAUCUCGCUACAGGGAGGGUUUGAAAUGGUUGAAACGUGCAUCAGAGGCGGCGGACACGAUCUACAAUGCCGCACCCUACCAUCUCGGCACUCUGUACGAGACGGGCUAUGGCGAAGACAUCUUCAAGGACGAGGGCUACGCUGCCGAGCUUUUCACUCAGGCUGCUGAGCUUGGCCACCCAGAGGCUAGUUUCCGCAUGGGCGAUGCUUAUGAGCAUGGGACGCUCAGCUGCCCGCGGGAUCCUGCGCUCAGCGUCCAUUUCUACACAGGCGCAGCCGAUCGUGGCCACCCCGGAGCGAUGAUGGGGCUGUGCGCAUGGUACAUGGUUGGCGCCGAGCCUGUGCUGGAGAAGGACGAAGAGGAAGCGUACGAGUGGGCACGGAGAUCUGCAGAACUUGGUUUUGUCAAAGCACAGUACGCUGUCGGUUAUUUUACGGAAAUGGGCAUCGGCUGCCGACGUGAUAUUCUAGAAGCCAAUGUCUGGUACGUCAAGGCUGCCGACGCUGGAGAUGAGAGAGCCAAGCAGAGACUGGCCGUGAUUCGCGAGGCUGUCAGUGGAGGCGGUCCUCGCGGAGUUCCUAUGGAUGUUGCUCCUCCGCGCAACGCAAAGAUGAAGAAAAACCAAUCCAAGGACGAUAAAGACUGCAUCGUAAUGUAAUUGUUCAACGGGGGCCGAUGGGAGAGCAGAAUUCAAGGGUUUCGGCGCAGGCACCUUUGCUUCAUGGUAUCAGGUUGUGGUUUGGGUUUGGCAGGUACACCGAAGCGCUUCGCACUUUGUUGGUGCUGGUCGUGCGACCAUGCAGCACGCAUACGCAUUCUUGGAAACUCUGAGGGCUGAGGGAGGAGCUUGUCGACUUUUCUAUCUUUUUUUUCUUCACUGCUGGGAUAUCAGGAGGUCAUGGGAAAAGGUGCAUUUUGUCUCGAGUUUUGCCCCCCUUCAUUCGCACCUGCAUCGCAUCGCUCGAGCUUUCAUCAACUGCAUCAGCCAUCGUAAUCGCAUCAUCGAAAAAUUGACGUAAUGACCAG